GUAUGACCUGGCAGCUUUCCCAAAGCGUACCGUAACUGGUAUCUUCAAGCAUAUGCGCAUUUUGCAGUCAUGUGGUUGUCAUAACUCGCUGUAAAAGCAACAAAAAAAUCCCACUUCAUUUGGAACUGAAAUCUUAAUUUACACGGUUUUUUUGUGGGUCAUUUUCCGUUCUGGGUAUGCUUUUACGUCGAAUCAAUAUGGCUUUUAAUUCAAAGUCAAAAUGGCGAAAGAUUUCUGGGGACAGCAACGAUGGUUCAUCCGUUAGAAAUGCGCUUAUUUCCGACGCGGAACCCGAGCUGUGUCUUAAGCUUCUAGAAACACCGUCGCUUAAGAACUUUUCAGGACUACGACCACGUCUUGAGAAAGCAAGCAAGGAAUGGCUAAGCGAAUUUUUAAACCUUGGAGGAAUGAGCUGUUUGUUAGAUGGUCUCUCAUCUUUAUCAUCUGCGAACAAGCAGAACCGUUUCAUGGAGGCCCUUGAUCAAAUCGAAUGCGUUCGUUGUAUUAAAGCUGUAAUGAAUUCGCCAGCCGGUUUGGCUGUUAUGACUUCGAGCAAAGAAUUGACCAGAUCUUUGGUAGAAGCACUCGAUACAAACAACACAAUGAUAAAGAAACAAGUAUUUGAACUCCUCUCCGCUCUGUGCCUUUAUUCCAGCCAAGGACACCAACUUGCGAUUGACGCUCUUGAGAAUUACAAGCUCACCAAGGGUCAGCGGUACAGAUUUAGUCUGAUCAUCAAUGAGCUCAAAAAUGCAGAAGUUAUGCCAUACAUGACCACGUGUUUAGCCUUUAUCAACACUAUACUCAUCGCCACAGAAGACUUUGAAGAACGAGUCCGCCUGAGGAACGAAUUUGCUGGGCUAGGACUCUUGGAUAUCCUUAGUAAUUUGAGGCACAACGAUGACGAAGAGUUGCUGGUUCAACUCGAUGUGUUUGAAGAACAAAGACUGGAGGAUGAAGAUGAGCUCAACUCCCCUGAGGGAGUUAAUCUCACGUCUCACUUGGACGUAUUUCACGCCCUGUUUAGAAAGGUGAGCAACAAACCUCAAGGAAUAAACCUGUUAAGUAUCCUACAAAACCUGCUUUUGAUCGAGGACGACUCACCUGUGUCGGAUUCGGUUUGGGAAGUGAUCGAGAAACUUGUAAAACGAGCUGUGAACAUCGACAGUCGUAAUCGAGUGGAGUCAAUCCUAGAGGAGGGUGAGAAGCAAUUUACCAGUUUACAGCAUGGAGGUUCAUCCAGAAGGGGAGAAAACAACACGCAGAGUGAUUCUCCUGAUGAAAACUUGGCCCAUCGAAUGUCUGUGGCACAGCAAUCGUCGGAAGAUGUGCGUUCGGCUUCUGUGCGUUCUGUCUUUGACAAUGACCCCACUUCGACUCCUGCUGUGACUAACGGAGUUCAUGAGGAAGUACAGGCUUCCUCCACGGGAGCAACAUUAGAGGAAGCGACGAUGACAUUUGAAGAUGAAGAAGUAACUCCAGUUUCUGUCAAUAUUCUUGAAGGUAUCAUUCAGAAUAACAAGGAAAAAGAGAGGCGAUCAUCCAGUCCAGACCUUAUGUUGGACCUUGAAAGUGUAGCAAAUGAACUCAGCUUAAACGAUCCUCCCCCGGCUCCUCCUCCACCGCCCCUACCUGGACAAUCAAAUGGUGAAGAAUUUCAGAUAGCUAUGAAUCACGCAGAAACAACUGAAAGCGCACCUCCACUGCCAGGGCAAGAUGAGAGUUUUCCGUACGGGAGACCAGUUACUCCUCCAUCGGCAGGAGCAUCAACCAUUCCUCCGCCGCCUCCUCCUCCGCCCCCUGUGAUAGGAGGAGGUGAGAUACCUCCAUCUCCUCUUCCAGGAAUGAAUGUGCCACCACCGCCUCUUCCAGGAAUGGGUGGAAUACCCCCUCCUCCUCCUCUACCGGGAAUAGCUGGAAUACCUCCUCCUCCUCCUCUACCGGGAAUGGGUGGCGUACCUCCCCCUCCACCUGUUCCAGGAAUGACUGGGGUACCGCCACCGCCCCCAUUACCUGGAAUAGGAGGAAUACCUCCGCCUCCACCUCUACCAGGAAUGGGUGGGGUGCCACCACCACCCCCUUUACCUGGAAUGGGGGGAGUUCCUCCACCGCCGCCACUUCCAGGGAUGGCUGGAGCACCCCCACCACCCCCUUUACCUGGAAUGGGGGGAGUUCCUCCACCGCCACCACCUCCAGGAAUGGGUGUAGCACCCCCGCCUCCCCCUUUACCUGGAAUGGGUGGAGUACCUCCUCCACCACCACCUCCGGGAGCGGGGGGAGCUCCCCCUCCGCCUCCUCUGGGUGGAUUUGGAGUCAAUCGAGUUUACCAGCAGCCCGUCCAACGAAGUUACAGCUGUCCGCUCGUCCCUCCGGUGAAACCCAAGAGUAAGAUGCGAUCCUUGGCGUGGCAGAAGCUUCCUCCGCACGUGAUCCAGAGGAGUAAGACGUGUGUUUGGGCACGUGUCAUGGCGCUGGAAGUAGUACAGCCUGAUUUUCAUCUGGAAGAAGAGUGGUUUUGUCAAAAGAAGACGGGCGCAGCAAAGAAGACAGAGACUAAAAAGAAGGAACCGUCAGAGGUCAAAUGAAGAGAUUGUUGGAUUGAUUCAAAACGGGAACAGUAAAGCUUUCGAUGUCGAUGUCCUGAAAUCGUUCAUCAAACUCCUACCAGAUAACACAGAGAAAGAAAUGCUGAAAGGAUUCUCUGGCGAUAAAACUCAGCUGGGAUCGGCUGAGAAAUUUCUGUUGGCUCUGGUCUCUAUUCCUGGGUACAACCUUCGUCUUGAAGCCAUGUUACAAAAAGAGGAGUUCCAGAUUACAGUUGAAACAAUUGAACCGAGUAUAGAGUCUUUGAAAGGAGCAAUACAAGAUAUCCUCAACAGUGAAAUUCUACCAGAAGUUCUUCAGCUGAUUUUGAUCAUUGGCAAUUUUCUGAACUCGGGAGGGUACGCCGGGAAUGCUGUGGCUUUUAAGAUCAACUCUCUCCUGAAGAUUGUGGACACGAGAGCAAACAAACCUCGUAUGACCCUUAUGAACUUCUUAGUACAUGUUGCUGAUGAGAAACGCGAGAAAGUAUUGAAGUUUCCUGAAGACAUGAAACAUCUUGACAAAGCUGUUAAGUUAUCAGUGGACAACCUCACUGGAGAAGUGGCAGGUCUCAAAAACAAACUCAAAAGCCUAGAGAAAGAUAUGAAAAAUGGACCGAAAGAGAUCUCCACUCAAUUUUCUGAAUUCAUUCAGAGCGCUUUAGAGAAGGCGAAGCAGCUUGAGGAAGGCAUCGUCGAAAUCCACAGCCUCACCAAACAACUGGCGAUGUAUUUUUGCGAGGACGAGGGAAAGUUAAAACUGCAGGAGUUAUUGUCUUUGUUCAAGACCUUUUGUGAUCAGCUUGACAAAGCUAAAAAGGAAAACAAACAAUUUCGCAUCCAAGAAGAGAAACGCAAGGCACGUGAGAAAAAGAAAGCUGAAGAAGCGGCUAGAAACGCCCAAGCAGGAGGCAAAGUAAAGACCAAACCGCGGCCGUUAGACGAGGAACAAGAAGGGUGUAUUGUGGACCGAUUGCUGAGUGACAUCAGGAAAGGCUUUCCCCUGCGGAAGCUUUCCAGGGGGAUAUCCUCCGGGGGCGGCAAAUCAGCAUCGCCCACGAGGCCUAAACGGAGCCGCGAAGAAGGAGGUGAACACGUGUUCGUUAUUCCGGAAGAACCCGAAGAUGAUAAAAAGCAAGUCAAAACAAAAGGAGUGCUGAGUGAAAUCGUUGAUGCGGCGGACAAAUCUGUACUGAAAAAAGACCAGCUCGAAACCAAAGAAGAGAUAUUAAAUCGUAGAUUUUUUAACCCUGUCAGUGAGACAAAGAUAUCAGAGGCUGGGGUCGAAGUCGAAACAUUGAAAGGAGACCCAGCAGAUGUUACCAAGGUUAGUACAUCUAACGCACGUGAAAACAGGGACGUAUCCGAAAUGAAAAAAAGAAAAUCUAGUGAGGACGUGUCUGCCACUCAAAUCGAAGAGGAAUUAAAUAAAGAAUCAAAGAGGAUUAAAUCUUUUGGACAGUCUCUCGAGAGUAGAAAUGCUGACAAAACUGCCUGCCACAAAAGUGGCGAACUGCCAGCCUUGAAUGGAGUUUAUGAAGAUGUUUCGUCUGACGUAACUCCUGCAAAAGUUCUGAAUGAUACAAAACCUGAGCUUGUCACUGUAAGAGAAGGGUACAGUUUAGCUGCACCGAAACAAAAGGUUUUGUCUUCUAUGAAAAACCAUGACGAUAGAAGAUUGAACGGUACUGUGUCAAAUUCAGAGACUCCUGAGCAACAGGAAAAUCGUGCUAAACAAAAUAUUAAGAAUGACGGUCGUGUUUCUGGUGUGUCUCCAUUGGAGACGGAAACGAAUGAAAAAAGCGCUCAAGUGCUUCAGUCGAAAUCCGCCGCCGUGGUAAGCACAACAUCAGCUUCUAAAGCAGACGAUUCAGCAAGAAAACUUCAAACACCGGCGCAUUUAUCUCCAAUUCUCAUAACGCUUGAUCAGUCGAAGGAUGAAAAAGAACCUACAUUGAAUAGUUCAAACAUUCCCCAAGAGAAUGAAAAGGGAAAAGCCGGGCGAGAUUUCGCAGGAGAAAUAAUUCAACCAGUGCGAAACAAAACACCUUCUGAAAAUGGCGGGAAAACUUUCAUUGCCCGUCAAUCUGAAAGCGGUAAGCAAUUACGUGAUAAUAGCCUAAAGGUUCUCAAUCUUCCCCAAAACGGAGAUCUGGGUUCGAGCAGCAGAAGUGAGGAAAAACGAAACGAUGAAAGAUGUGAAAGAAGUGGAGAGAAAGAGGGGAACAGACAAACUGGGUUUAAGGACAAACACCAUCGAGGCGUUUUCCUAUCUGUUUCUGUCGGACAGGACAAUAGUCUAAAUGUAGGGGUCGAUGAAACACCCGAACCUUUGAACGAACCAAAUGGAAGCAAAAGAGAAGGACUCUCCCGUGAAGGAUCUGACAAACGACGGAGAUUGAGUGAGGCUGACCUUAAUCUCCGCCCGCUGAGUCCUGUGAUGGAAGAUGGAGAAUCUGAUAACCAACUAUUAAAUCCUUCUGCUGGACGGACAGCGAAAGUGAAGAAAAGCAAAUCGUUCGUGGCUCGUGGGUUUUCAAAAAUGUUCGGAAGUAAGCGAAAACAUAAAGUGGACAAAGGUGCUAAGGAGAAUUCCUUCUCAUCCGAAUGUGAAAGUCAGAGGACUCAGGCGGAGUUUGAUCGGAACGAGAAUCGCGGCGAGACGAAGGAGAAUACAAAAAAGAAAAAGAAGAAGGUAGAGGGAAAACAUGGCGACGAGAAGAUUAGCGAUGGACAAUCAACUAAUGAAAGCAAAAGCAAGCAUUCGUCGCGCAAGUUUGGUGGCCUUUUCUCGCCGGGAAAAAAGAAAGAGAAACAUUCGCAUUCAAAUAAGAGCAAGUAACUUUUUUGUUGUCUUAGCUUCUCUUGAAGCCAUUCAUGGGAUCGAUUUUAGUACAUCAUUAUUGAUAGUAACAUUGUAUCCCAAAAUCUGAAUGAGACUUAUGUGUUAAUCUCACAUUUUCUUUAUCAAGUUCAGUUGGAAUUUCGCAUCAUGAGUUGAAGUCAUAUUCUUCUAGUAUUGGCGUCAUUUUUCGUAUCAUAUUGGUGUGUACUCUCCUUGAGAAGGUGCCUGCAUACAAUUCACUUGAUGAAAUCAAAGUCAAAAUGAUGGAACGACUGUUCUUUAAUUAGCUUUGACAUAAUGCCAAGCUCGGUACAAUUUUAACUAGAUCAUAGUGUUCACCUUUUUGUUCAUUCCUAUUUUAUCUGACGAGAACUGCUGUUAGGAUCGUCAAAUAUCUCGCAUAUGGUCACAAACCUUGACUUGAUACAUUUGGUUUUAGUUUACGCUCUUUAGCAUGUAUAAUAGGGAGCUUUAGCAACGACGACGGCGACGGCAACGAGAACGGCAGAAAACAAUAGGCUUAAUGAGCAAAAACA
Messenger RNA from Stylophora pistillata, 5963 nucleotides. Its product is annotated as inverted formin-2. Gene Ontology annotation, molecular function: small GTPase binding; actin binding. The record is from RefSeq and is a predicted model, not a curated record. NCBI's taxonomy places the organism in Eukaryota, Metazoa, Cnidaria, Anthozoa, Scleractinia, Pocilloporidae. Gene Ontology annotation, biological process: actin cytoskeleton organization.